Messenger RNA from Pelobates fuscus (common spadefoot toad), 4118 nucleotides. RefSeq names its product cyclin D binding myb like transcription factor 1 (gene DMTF1). Gene Ontology annotation, biological process: regulation of transcription by RNA polymerase II. NCBI's taxonomy places the organism in Eukaryota, Metazoa, Chordata, Amphibia, Anura, Pelobatidae. The coding region runs from base 21 to 2387 and encodes 788 amino acids. Gene Ontology annotation, molecular function: DNA-binding transcription factor activity, RNA polymerase II-specific; RNA polymerase II cis-regulatory region sequence-specific DNA binding. The record is from RefSeq and is a predicted model, not a curated record. The transcript is spliced from 17 exons. Gene Ontology annotation, cellular component: nucleus.
GGAGGUGUUUGCAGUCGGCUAUGUGCGCUGCUGUGUUCCUGCAUCCUGGUAUCUCGGAGCCUCCAUCCUGCUCUGCGAGUGCCCGGACUAAAAACAGGAAAUUGAGUAUGAGCACAGCUGAAGAAGAGGCUGGCACAGUGAAAGUACAAACCAGGAGCUCACUGACCCUUACCCAGGAUCUUGACGGCAACCUAAUCCUCCAUUGUCCUCAGAGUGAGACAGAUGAAAUAGACUCGGAGGACAUUGUGGGAACCACUGCCAAGAGGCUGUGUUUGUCAUCUGAGCAUGAACACAGUAUUACUGAAACUACCCCCUGCAUAUCUAUUGUUUCCCUACCAUUAUCCACAAAUGAUCAGAGCUUUGAGGUGACGAUGACCGCUACCACUGAGGUGACUGACGAUGAGCUAAAUGAAGAUUCAGUUACUCAAAUACAGAUUCUUCAGAACGAACAACUUGAUGACAUUUGUACUGCAGACAGCGAAGAGGUGGCAGUUAGCCGAGCAUGGUUUACCAGCAAAGAAGACAAAGAUUCUCUUACAAAUAAAGGUCAUAGGUGGAAACAAGGGAUGUGGUCCAAAGAAGAAAUUGCAAUACUAAUGAAUAACAUUGACCAAUACCUGAAGACCCAUGGCAUUAAAGAUGCAACUGAAAUAAUCUUUGAAAUGUCAAAAGAUGAGCGAAAAGACUUCUAUAGGACAAUAGCUUGGGGUCUGAAUCGUCCUCUUUUUGCAGUGUAUAGGAGAGUCCUCCGCAUGUAUGAUGAUCGGAACCAUGUAGGAAAAUACACACAUGCGGAAAUUGAAAAACUUAGAGAGUUACGAAUGAAGCAUGGGAAUGACUGGGCUACAAUAGGUGCUGCUCUUGGUAGAAGUGCCUCAUCAGUCAAGGAUCGCUGCCGGCUAAUGAAAGAAACAUGCAGAACAGGGAAGUGGACAGAUGAUGAAGAGCGACGACUGACAGAAGUAGUCCAUGAGCUGACCGGCACUGAGACAGGAGAUAUUGUAACUCAAGGAGUGUCCUGGGCUUCAGUGGCAGAAAGAGUUGGAACACGAUCUGAAAAACAGUGUCGAUCUAAGUGGUUGAAUUAUUUAAAUUGGAAGCAGAGUGGAGGCACCCAGUGGACCAAAGAGGAUGAAAUCAAUUUAAUACUAAGGAUAGCAGAGCUUGGCGUGUUAGAUGAAAAUGACAUAAACUGGGAUAUAUUGUCAGAGGGAUGGACCAGUGUCCGCUCACCACAGUGGCUCCGAAGUAAAUGGUGGACUGUCAAACGGCAAAUUGCUAAUCACAAGGAUGUGUCAUUUCCUGUGUUGAUAAAAGGUCUGCGGCAGUUGCACGAACACCACAGCACUCUCCUGGGCACGGAGGAGUUGGAGAACAAACCAGACAUUCAGUCUCAGGGCAGUAAUGGCAAUGUGCAGCAUGUGCAGAUAAGAGUAGCUCACUUGGAGGACAGCCCAGGUCUGCCACAAAGCUCCAUGUCAGCCUUACAGAUUCCUGUACAAAUUACCCAUGUCUCCUCUUCAGAUUCAUCCUCUCCCACAACUGACCCAGAAACAAUAACACUAAACAGCGGCACACUACAGACAUUUGAAAUUCUUCCAUCAUUUUACUUGCAGCCAAGUGGCACCACAGGAACAUUCAUCCUUCAGACGGGUUCAAGUCAAGCUCUUCCAAUAACACUAACCUCGAACCCAUCAGUGACUCUCACAUCCAACUCUUCUCCAGCAUCACCAGAACAAAUCAUCGUACAUGCCUUAACUCCUGAGCACCUACUCAACACUAGUGAUAAUGUCACAGUCCAUUGUCAUACACCUGGCAUUAUAAUUCGUACGGUGACAUCAGAUGAGAUCACAUCACCCUUGGCUCAGGCACAACAUUCUAUCGAUUCCGACUUGCAGCAAGAUAACUUGAGCAAUCCACAUAAUGCCCUGGAAGCGAACUCAUUCUCCCAGGAUAUCCAUCAGACAGACAUUGAUGCAGACCAGGAAGCUUUAUACUGCGCUGAGCAAUCUUUAAAGUCACGGUCCAGAAGUAGCAUGAAAUUAAUGCAUCAUGUUGAAGCAUCUGAUGAAACCUGCUCUGGAGGAGAUUUAAGCAGUGACAAUGACAACCACAUUGGCCUGACUUCAAAUUAUGUAAAAGGAGGUCUGAGGCCUGUUAUGUUAGAAGAACAAGUGGGUCAGCAAAUCUCUGAAAAUGGAACGCUGCUUAUAGUCCCAUCGUCCCAUAGUUACAUUCAGACUGAUGACAUUGAUGGCGAGUCAGUGCUUCCCCUUACAACACUUGCAGAUCCGAUUCUGCAACAUCAUGGUGAGAGACCAAACCUGAACGACUCCUCUCUAGAUGGACCAGACUCGGAUGACUCAAAAGAUGUUGAAGAUCUUUAACAGUGCAUUCCUCCAUUCCUACUCACUGGUCCAUUACUGGGCUUUGCUGCAUCCAUUCCACCCACCUCCAAGUGCUUUCUUGGGAAUGGCAACCCCAGGUGGUUUCAAAUGAGUUGACUAUUUUUCUAAAUGCCCUCAUAUCACCAGCUUAUUGUAUUACAACUGGACACAUACUGCUUUGGCCAGCACUCUCCCUAGAUUAAAUAUCUUAGGAAAGCCAGUUUCCUUUAGCUGCAUACAGAUAGGAAAUUAGAGGAAGUUUACAAAACCACAAGAUUUCCUUGCUUUGUCUGCAUUUUAAAUUACUUUGAAGUAAAGUACUAAGUGCAACAGACAUUUUGGAAAGGUUUAUAUUUUUGACCAUAAGAAGGUGUGGGCUGUAUAAAGCCUGGUGUUAGUACUUUGGGUCAGCUUUAACAAAUGUCACUGAUUAACAUUUGCUUACAUAGCCUUUUAUGAUCAAACAGCAGGGCCUCCCUGUGUGGUUAUGGAUCUCUCUAGUGAGUAUCGUGUAAGCAGCAAGCUCGUGAGAGAUUCAAUUUUGUUCCAAGUUAUGUUACAAGCAGUCAAUGGAAUGCUCUGAAUAGGAAAUAUAGAUCAAGUUCAGAGGAAAUUGUUAUAGUGGGUGUCUGGCAGGGCACCUAUAUAAAUGCAUAUAUCUACAGGACUUUAUGUGAACUAUGCAAAGAAACUGCAGGAACCGUAUUUGUGAAUCCCAAUCCUUUCAGUUGUAUGAAAUGGUUAUGGUGCUUAGCGUUACCCUUUAAACACAUUAGAAAAUUUAAUGUUACAGGGCCUAACUGAGGUCACACUGCAAACACAUGCUUUUCAGGGUAGGAAGUCUGCAUGAUGUGAGAUACUAAACAGUAAACAAUAAGAUAUUAUUCACACAAAUAAUAUAUUUAUGUAAUUUAAUUCCCCAUUGGUGUAAGAUACAGUUAUGGUAAUGGCAAAAUGACAAACUAUUUAAACAGCAGAUCUUUAUCAUGGUCAUAAUUACAGGUAGUGAUAUAGCAUUAUAGGUUGUGAUCAGUAUAAAAUCUAAUUAACUUAAAGUUCAACACUAAAAUGAGCAGCAUAUGCAGACCUCCCCCAUCCCCUGAGAAUUUACUUUUAUUUGUAAAAUGUAUUUAUUGACAGAGCCUAAAAGUGACUGUUCCGCCAGACACUUAGAAAUAUCUAGGUCAACAUUCUCAGUAGAUUUUAAUCUAAACAAGUUUAACUAUAACAACCAUUAAACUUUUUUUUUUUUUAACUCAAAGUAAAGUUGUUUUAUGACCUCUCAUACAGGUGCAGAAAACUGACCUUGUGAUACUGGCAGCCAAAUCAGAUUGAGAUUUCCUGUCAGAUUAGUCCAUAGCUUGCCACCAUUCAAAUUAUUGUGUUCAGACUUGCAAAGCUGAUGGACUAGACCCACAUUUGACCACAAUUUGGAGAAUUUUCUUUCUUUUCUUAAAUGUGGUAAUUUGAUUCACUUUGUUUUCUAUUGAAAACCAUGAAAGGUCCAGAUUUCUUAUAAAAGAUGGGAUUUGCUCAUCUUAUAAAGUAUAUUAAUUUUUACUUUUUCUAAAGACAAAAUUGUCUUUGCAAUUUUGAUUUUUUUCCCACUCUUUUACAAGUGAAACAGAAGGUUCCUAUUGCACUUUCAGCCAGCUGUAUUUUCCUCAUUGUCUCACAAGAAAAUCCUUAAACACGUAGACCGUAACGUUUUGUUUGUAGAAUAAUCUUGUU